AUGUUCGAACUCAACAUGUCAGACACUGACUCUUUGAACAUUUUCGGCGUUUUUCGCUUCUAUCACAAAUGCUCACCGUACAAUUGCGGCGCUCCACCGCCUUUUCGAUACUUUUUCCGGGCGUUCACCGUUUUGACUAUUGUCGCUCAACUGUUUCGCGUCUACUGGAUGUUCUGGCAAUGCGGUUCGGAGACGUUCACAUUCGGAUGGGCCGAGAGCAGACUUUAUGGAUUUAUCGCCUUCGAAUCGUUUGUCAUUACCAUUGCUCUGGCGCGGAUGACGUCGAAUGACAGUUUGACGCGAUUCGAGAGGAAUUUGGGCGCUCUGCAGACGUUGAGAAUUCAUAAAAGUCGGCAUAAGAAGCACGACAACUACCGUAUCCUUUAUAUUCGACUUUUCAUCGCCGGAAUCUUCCUUUUCGUCUCGUUUUUGCUCACCGCCGUCUACCUGUCCUCACAUAAAUUGGUCACUUUUGGAGCGUACGUUGCAUUAACACAAUUUCCAGACAAAACCAAUAUGUUUUUCAGUGAAAAGCACAGUAGCUGGUACUGGAUUCUGGACCCCAUCAUCGCCGUCCUUUGCGGCUAUUCCAAUCUGCUCUAUCUGCCCACCCAUUCACUUUUACACCACGCUCUCACCCGAGAAUUCGACGUUUUCAAUGAGGAAAUUGAAGAGGCGUCGAAGGGCAAAAAACUGGCGGUGCGCGUUCGAAUUUAUUGAGUUGGAAUCUCGUUUUCUGGGACAAAAACUGUCGUGUGUGCUUGAAUUGCCGAUAAACGAGAUCAUUUCAGACCCUUCCAACCCUUCGAACAUUUGGAGAGCGACAAGUGAAGCUGUUCGAGUACGCCAAUUUUAUGACUGGACGAAUGGGUAAUCAGUUUUGAAUUGGAUAAUAUUUGGGUCUGAAAAAGUGGCUCGUUUCAGAACGCCUAAUGACUUGGGCUCCAUUAUUCGCACUAAUCGCCCUGCUCAUGGGCACUUAUAUAGUUUCAGAGUGAGUACAGCGUAAGUAUACAUCAGUUUUUUGUGUUACAGGUUCGAUAAAACUCCAAAAACGGUGUACCUGAUCUGUCUAAUCUCUGUGACAAUUUCCUGUUUCAUCAUGAGCUUCACCCUUUUGUAUCCGGUCGCUUUUGUUCAGGAAGCGGUGAGUAGGGCAUGUUUUCUAGGUCUCAAAUGUUUUUUUUCAAAUUCUCGACAACUAGUACUUGGUUUUUGUAGUUGAAAACUUUUUUGUACGACCACUCUCUGGGGUACUGUAGCGCUUGGAAGUUGACAAUAUCAAAAAUCCUCUAAAUUUCGGCGCCAACUUCAAAGAGCUACAAUAUCUUUAAAAGUGCUUAUUGUAAAAAGUGGUCAACUGUAAAAAUGAUCUUCAUAAUAUGUACUUUAUCUUUGUAAUUGACAAUUUUUUUCCACGACCACUUAUACGGUUACUGUAGCUCUUGAAAGUUGGCACUGAAUUAUUAUCGACUGCAACUUUCAAGAGCUACAGUAUUCCGGAGAAUGAUUUUACAAAAACGUUGUCAACAAGAAAAGUCAAGUACUAAACAUUAUUAUCAUUUUAGUAGUUUACAACUUUUAGGAUCAUUUUCACUGGUUACUGUAGCUUUUGUAAGUGAAAGUUUCUUACAAAAAAGUGUACUAGACCCUUGUAGAACCUCUCGGAACUCUACAAUACUCGGAUACCAAACUUCUCCCCGUUCCAGAUGACCAAAACCGCCUCAAUCCUGAUGAAUGACGCCCAGAUCCAGCAAUCCGAUGAUCCUUUCGUCUUCCAAUGCUACCGUAUCAUGCUCGAUCGAUCAAUGCACAAUCGGACGAUGAACCAUGUGCUCCACGUGUUCUCAGUGACCCGCAAAAACAUUGAAAAGGCUUUUUUCGUCCACUCCCUCGUGAUAAUUGUGAUGGUCAUCGUGCACGACUUCCAACAGGGACUUCAAGUUGGAUUCGGCCAAUUGGCAAAGUUUGUCACUCUCAUUCCACACGCUAAUUGA
This is a messenger RNA of Caenorhabditis sp. 36 PRJEB53466, 1997 nucleotides long. The record is from the annotation of a GenBank genome assembly. Lineage: Eukaryota; Metazoa; Nematoda; Chromadorea; Rhabditida; Rhabditidae.